Molecule: messenger RNA, 934 nt
Organism: Herpailurus yagouaroundi (jaguarundi)
Lineage: Eukaryota; Metazoa; Chordata; Mammalia; Carnivora; Felidae
Gene: AGTRAP
Product: angiotensin II receptor associated protein
Exons: 5
Coding region: 106-585 (159 amino acids)
Biological process (GO): regulation of blood pressure; angiotensin-activated signaling pathway
Cellular component (GO): plasma membrane
Source: RefSeq, a predicted model, not a curated record
GAGUGGCCGAAGCGGGGCGGGGCGGGGCGAGGCAAGUUUGCGCCCGGAGUUCGGAGCCCAGGAGCCCCCGCGGCCGCGGCGCAGGUGCCCUCCGCCUAGCUCGGGAUGGAGCUGCCUACCGUGAACUUGAAGACGAUCCUCCUGGUUCACUGGCUGCUGACGACCUGGGGCUGCAUAGCGUUCGAGGGCCCCUAUCCCUGGGCAAACUUCACCAUCCUGGCCUUGGGCGUGUGGGCCGUUGCUCAGAGGGACUCCAUCGACGCCAUAAGCCUGUUUCUGGGUGGCUUGGCGGCCACCAUCUUCCUGGACAUCGUCCACAUCAGCAUCUUCUACCAGCGGACCAGCUUCUCGGACACGGAGCGCUUUGGUGCCGGCAUGGCCAUCCUCAGCCUGCUCCUCAAGCCCUUGUCCUGCUGCUUCGUCUACCACAUGUACCGGGAGCGCGGGGGUGAGCUCCUGCUCCAUAUUGGUUUCCUCGGACCGUCACAGGAGCGCAGCGACUACCAGACGAUUGACUCACCAGAGGCGCCCGCAGACCCUUUCGGAGGCUCGGAGAGCAGGGGUCACGCCCCGCAAGGGUACUGAAGCCAGGCUGCUUUGCCGGGCCCCAGCCUGGGGCCAGUAUGACAGACUGUGGAGGUGGCUCAGGCUGCACCACCUUCCUUGCGCCUCGGAUGGUGUUCUAGAUGCCCCCCGCCCUGCCCACCUUGGACUGUGUUCUCCUGUUCCUCAUCUCAGGGGUUGCCUGAAUCAGGUGCCCUGAGUGGCCAGGAGCCCCAUGCAUACCUGUCCCAGACUCCCUGAGACCUCCUCUCCCUUCAGGGUAGCUCACUGGCCCGUGCCAGUAAAGCUGGGAACCUGGUCUCUCCUCACCCGCCCGUGCAGCCGCAGGCCGAGCUCCGCCUGGGCCAGGCCUUACCCACAGUUUGUUGAC